UGCCGUAACAUUUUGAUACUCGUUGACUGAAAACCAUGGAGCCUUUUUAUUUCUCCCCUGUAUAUGUGUGUUUUGUAACAGAGACUGCAACAGGAUGUGGUUUAGCACAGAGCACCGAGCCUGGCCUGCAGCAGGUUUCCUGUCAGGCAGCGACUGUUCAAUGCCGGAGCCGUUAUCUCCCUGCUGUCAGACCCGGCUAAGCGUAAAGUUUGUCCUGAGUGCCUCACUUCCUUGGUUUCUUACAGCAUUUCCUGAGCACAAAUCGAUAAACCAUUGACACGCUUUGGAAAAGGGGGGGGGGUGACUUUUAAGGAAAGCAGGAGAAGCUGAUGUUUAAACUCCCGGUCUUGCAGGCCUGGAAGAGAAAAGUCCCGCAAAUUUGAGGCGGUGCAGACCUGAAGAACUGGCGGACGAGAAGCGGGACAAUUAAGGAAUCAUAUCGUUUCUCGUCGCCCACAAUGUGGACUCUGCAGAAAUCAUUUUCUGUCAGGACCGACUGAUUAAGCGUGGUGCCAGGAUGUGAGUCUGCACUUGGCCGGCAGUGAUUUGAUGGGAUUGUGUUUUUUUUUUCAAAGGAGCAGAAACUCAUGGUUGUUUUCGGAUAGCUCCCGCGAUAGAACACUUUGACCCAAGGAUUAUUGAAGUCAACUUGUUCACCGAUGAAGAACAAGGCGGCAAAGCAGAAAGGAAAGCGGAAGGGUGCAAAGGACACAGCAUUUGGCUGUGACCUGGGCGAAUACUUACAGAACUCCAAUCAGGAUGUUCCUCAAGUCCUCAAAAGCUGUGCAGAAUUCAUUGAGAAACACGGCAUUGUAGAUGGGGUCUACAGACACUCAGGGAUUACAUCCAACAUUCAAAGGCUAAGGCAGGAGUUUGGCACAGAGCAGCGGCCUGACCUGACUAAGGAAGUGUAUCUACAAGAUAUCCACUGUGUGGGUUCUCUCUGCAAGCUCUACUUCCGAGAGCUGCCCAAUCCUCUCCUCACGUAUGAACUCUACAAAAAAUUCACAGAAGCAGUUGCUGCUCAGUCAGAGGAGGAGCAGCUGUUGAGGAUCCAGAAUGUCAUCAAAGAGCUUCCUCCUCCACAUUACAGAACUUUGGAAUACCUGAGCAAACAUCUAACGCACAUAGCUUCCUUUAGCACCAAGACAAACAUGCACUCCAGGAACCUGGCCCUUGUCUGGGCUCCCAAUCUGCUGAGGUCAAAAGAAAUAGAAGGAUCUGGAUAUAACAAUGAUGCCGCAUUUCUGGAAGUGCGAGUUCAGUCCAUUGUUAUUGAAUUCAUCCUGAAUCAUGUCAAUCAGCUAUUCAACAGCAACACCGCCCAGCCCAAACAGGACUCUGAAGCACACAAUCCUGUUGCUAAAUGCAAGUCCCUUCCUAUUGUAUCACCGUCCAUGAAGCUCCUAUCCCUGGAGGAGGCUCAGGCCAGGACCUUGAAACCAGACCAUCCUGCUCGCCUUGAGAAAACACAUUGUGUUCCAAUGGACACUGGACCUGCUGCUGGGACCAUUUAUCACACUGUCAUCGACCUGCCAGAUCCUAGAAGAAAGCUUUCUGCAAAGCCGAAGAAGUGGAAAUCCAUAUUUAACCUGGGGCGGCUGGGAAGCGACUCAAAGGGUAAACUAAGCAGGAAUGGCAGUGUGUUUGUGAGAGCGCCUCCGUUUGCAGAAAAGGGGAACAUCCGCCCUGCAAAGAGUAUGGAGUCCCUUUGCUCCUUGCCAAUAGAAGAUGGUGAGAAAGGAGUUCGAUUCAAACAUGGUGGAACUCUGGGAGGAGGUCUCUCGGCAUCUAUGAAAUCACGCACUCUUGGAUCGGGAAGUUCCUACAAUCUGGGUCGGAGGCAUAGCGAUUGGGAUCAAGAAGACCUGGUGGGUGCAAUUGGAGGAUGUAUGGGUAACAUUAGCCCAGGAACACGUGAAAAAGAGCCAACCAUUUUCAAGGCACAAACAGAGCAGCCGAAAGCUUUUCGUGGAGAUGCCAUCAACAAAUUGGAACCAUCACCGAAGACUAGACGGUUGUUCUACUCAACAAAUCCAAAUGAUUCUUCAGCAAAGUCUAAUUUCCCGGGUAACUUGUUUCCCCUUGAAGCAUCACCACGGCAUCAUAGGAAACCAAUGGCAGUGAAUAUUUCUGAGCCCUUUUCUGUUUCUGUACCACUGCACAUCUCAGGAAUUAUCAGCUCCAGUGCCACGUCCUGUAAGGAAGCACAAAAUCAUGCACAAGUUCUUAAUGACACAGAGUCACAGGAGACAAUGGACAGGCCAGCAGAAGCUGAGAGCAGCAGAACAUCGAAGGCCAGUGAAGAGAAGGGAGAUCGGCUCAGUACACAGACUGAUUCAGACCAGCAUGGGUUAAAUGAUGAAAAGGACAGUGAAAACGUGGGAUUGAAGCCUGAAUCCCUUGUUGUUUCUGCAAAUUCAACUUCCCAGAAUCAACCAGAGCUUUCCCUAAAUCCCACACACCAGGAUUCUGAUUCACUGCAGCCUGUCUUGUCCUCAGAGUCAAUUACCACCUCAUCUGUUUCUCUAAAUCCUUUAGAAAACACGAAGUUGGAAGAAGCACCUUCUCCAAUUGUUUCCUCAACAGAGAAACCAUGUGAAACUAAAACUGAAAAACCUUGUAGUGGGAGCAGUGAGGAGCAGCCAGCAACUAAACAGGACACAAAUAACUCUACCAAGGUUGUCGUGGAGCAUCUGUGGCCCCUUACCAAAGAACUUAAAAUCAUUGAACCUGAGGAGAUCACCGAGCCUGAUACCUUUCUGGAAAAUAUGGAAGAAAAGUUUGUCCAAUCUCAUGAUGACAGUCAUAUUACAUAUACACCCUUGCCUGAUGCCUCAACGGCAGUAAAUAUGUCUGGACAGCAAAGAAUGCACAGUCUCCCUAAUCUCUUUUCACAAAGUUCACCUCUAAUGCUUGAAACUGAUCCUGAAGAAAUCUCUCUACAGUCGACAGGUAGCCACUGUUCCAGUGAAAGGGACAGCACCAAGACACCCGAUCAAAGCCAGGCUCAGCAAAUCCAGGGUACUGGGUCCUUGCUGAGCCCUUCUUCCAAGAUUGAGCUUACAGAAUCAAUAACUGAUCAAAAUAUUUUGAAGGCAGUAACAGAGAGCUCACCAACAGAGUGCUUUGGAGCAUCUGUAGAUUCAAGUCAAUUAACUGAUAUUAACUCAGAUCCAAAGGAUCAACAUUCAAUUGCUUCUCAAGAAUUACAGGCUUCAGGAUCUCGCAUUAACAAACUUGGAUCAAACUCAGAAUUAGAUAUUAAAUUUUCAGAACUAUGCUCAGAUGGCUUGCACAUGGGAGCAGAACAUUCAAUGCAAAAUCUUUCCUGCAAUGAAAGAGUUCAUGAGGAGCAACUGGCAGAUAUUCAGUCGCAUCUGAGAUCUGAAGCCUUGCCAGCUGAUACCGAUGAGCCUGGCGCCCCUGGCCAACAGUGGGUGGAUAGUGACACAUCAAAUCAACCCAACUCCUCUUCAUUCCAGCUGGUUGAAGCCAAAAGCGAUGAGGAAGACUGCUUGGCAAGGUUGUCACCAGAUGUAAGGCCAGAUGAAUGGCAAUAUGCUGAUCAGGAUUUAUGGCCCCUUGAUGCUCUUGCAGAUAAAGUAGCUCCUGAAGAACAUUAUGAUAUGCCAUGUCAAUCUGCUAACAAGAAGAUUGAGUGGAACAAUCAAAGCCAAGAGACUCCUUCACCAAUUUGUAAUGGUGAACCUUUAAACAAUGGCUGUCCUGUGACCAAACCUGUAGAUGCCCUGAAUGAAAUAGAGGCAACCUCCACACAAACACAGCAAACUGUUUUGCCAGCUGAAGAUGAUCCAAUUGCAUCUUCUCAAUUGGAUAGUCUACAUGUUGGAAGCAUUGGGGCAACACCAUGCUUAGAGAGCACCAAUGCGAUAUCAACAGUGGCAACGCCUGAUAGCACUGAAGAAGGACGUUUCAGGUCUGAAGAUAGGCCACCAAUAUUUGCUUCACACCCAGUCAAUAACAAACCUUCUGUACCUGAUGGAUCCCCAGUGCAGUCAUUCCCAGUUGGCGUCACUGCUAUUCGAACAACCUACAUGAUAAAAACGUGUCAAGUCAAAGCAAUUCCCGUCAUUCCACCGAAGGUACAGUUUACCCAGGUCCCCCAGCCUUUGCCAAAGAAGAACCUCACAAUCCCUUCCCUCCCUCUGGACAAAGUACUAACCAUUCUGCAGCCAGUGGCAUUGUGUGAAUCAAAUUGCCCUGAAAGCAAACAAAGACUGGAUUCACCUUUAACCAAUUCAUCAGUGGCGGAAGCUAAAGACGGGAAAGAACAUGGUCUGCCGAAAUCUCAAACACCUGAACAUGCAAAGUGUGCCGUCUCUGCAGAUAGCUCGCUCUCCCAGCCCAACACCAGUCAAGCAGCACCGACAGUGAAGACAACCCCCAAGAUGAAAGGGGAAGAUUUACCAGACGGCUCUGUGCCUUUGAGAAUGGAAAGAUCCGCAGCGCAGCAGAAGCCUGCGUUUAUGCGACACGUACAGCACAGGGCGAAGGCAAGUAGACCCCAGAGCCUCAUUCUGUUCAGCCCUCCCUGGCCGAACAUGGAACGCCCUUCUCCUGUGGAGGCCAGCAAGGCACCCCUCAGCCCAGUCAAAUCCAGUCCAGAGUCACACACACCAGAGCUGGAUCACCCAAUUUCCAGCAGCUACUCGGCUGAACUUACCGAGAGUCAGAAAGGGCCAGAGGGCGUCACUCUUCGAAAUCGCAUGAGCAUGCCUAAAAGUGGGCAGAGGCUGGAGACCUCAACCAGUUGCUUCUACCAGCCUCAGAGGAGAUCCAUGGUAUUUGAAAAUAGAAGUGGCAGACAAAUCGAAUGACUGCUUUUAAUGAUCUCACAGACUAUGGAGACUUGACAAAAGAUUCUAUUUUUUAAUGACUCAUUCCAUCACCAACACCAUAUGUAUUCUUCUUCCUAAGCUCGAACACCUCACAGUUUUAAAGUAUAUGUCCGAGUAAGAAAGGGGUAGAGAAUGUAAAGAAUCCAGACUUGUACAUGGUAAGAAAUAAGGUUAUUUGGUUUACAAGGUAAGAUAACUUUAAACGUUUAAAAUGCUAGGCCUUUAAUAAACAAAAAGGUGCUCGAUUCUAACUUUGGUUUCCACAACAUAUCCAUGAUCAAAUCAGAAUGGGUGAAGGAUAAUGUAAAAUAGACCAAAUAAUAGGAAGUAGUUCAUUAAAAAGAAUAUUUUAUGAGCUUUCUCAGAAUGAAACGUGUGCCUUGAAAGUGUGGAAGCUGGUAACUGCAAAAAAUCAGUCCUGCUGAUGAGUCAUCUCUCACUGUAGCCUAAUUUCUACAAGGGGUACAUUACUGUAAUUAUUCGUACAUUUUCUAGCAAUGCCUGUAAGAGAAAGAUUUUACUUUAUGUAUAAAUAAAUGCAGAGAAUUCAUUGUUGAUGUUUAAUGCACUUAAAGAUUGACUUUCAUUAUCAUUACACACCAUGCUGUUUUCCUAUUGGUUUCUAUACCCAUUACUCUUAUUACUGCAAUGGACAGUCAAAUUGUUUCCCCUUCCAAAUUUGUAUUAAUUUCUUUGUACCUCAUGGAAAAGUUUUUAAAAAAUGGCAAAUAAUGAAGUAAAGAGUGACUUUUGACCAAAGCAGAUAAUCUACUUAGACAUACUACUGGAUUAUUUAUCUCAAUGCAGCCAUCUCAAAGAAUAGACAUCAGUGUUUUUGUAAAUGCUUUAUCAUCUCAGUUUCCAAUGUUAAUGUACUUCUCAUAUGUAUUGAAAUUAUUUCUAUAUUGUCAAAUAUUAAAUAUAAGUAUUUUUUGUCAAGUAUGAGAAUUAAAUCGUUUGAACACAAGUAUACAGUGUUGAGUGUUUAGUGAUCCCUAGAAGCAGAAAAUGGUAGGAGUGCUCCAUGGUUCAGGCAGAAGGGAACAUAGAACAUAGAAAUCUAUGGCACAUUACAGGCCCUUUGGCCCACAGUGUUAUGCUGACCAUGUAAACUACUCUAGAAACUGCCUAGAAUUUCCCUACCGCAUAGCCUUCCAUUUUUCUAUGUUCAGAGUUAAAUGUCUUUAGAACAGUGGCUUCUUAAAAAUUCUAAAUCCAGAAGUAUGGGUCAUCAGGGACUCAAUAAGACAUUGCCCAUCCUCUCGAGAUAGUAGAUGGGUGCAGACGGAGAGGUUGUUUCUCCUUAGCUUACCCAUUCAGUAAUGUCCCUUAGAACUUCCUGCAGCAUCUAGCUGUUACUAUUGGAAAACAUCUUAACUCUGUUUUCUAAGUGUUUAUUUUAAGCAUUUUUAUCGCGUAUUAGCUGUUUAUUCAGAAGUUGACCAUGCCUUUACUAUGCAUUAAGUGUCUGUUACUGAGUGUGUGGGAUUACUGUGGUAUUUGGGAUGUAACCAUUGAAUGAAACCUGUGUACUUUUAACCCCUCGAGAAAAACGAAUGUAGCCAAGUAAGAGAGAUAAGAGUGAUUGAUUUAUUAGUUAGAGAAAAAAACUUACAGAGGUAUGCUAACCCAGAAGGGCUAUAAAGAAUGCUGUGUG
This is a messenger RNA of Mobula hypostoma (lesser devil ray), 6519 nucleotides long. RefSeq names its product Rho GTPase activating protein 31 (gene arhgap31). The coding region runs from base 660 to 4841 and encodes 1393 amino acids. The record is from RefSeq and is a predicted model, not a curated record. Gene Ontology annotation, cellular component: lamellipodium. Gene Ontology annotation, molecular function: GTPase activator activity. Lineage: Eukaryota; Metazoa; Chordata; Chondrichthyes; Myliobatiformes; Myliobatidae. Gene Ontology annotation, biological process: small GTPase-mediated signal transduction. The transcript has 12 exons.